Messenger RNA from Bursaphelenchus xylophilus (pine wood nematode), 9126 nucleotides. The record is from the annotation of a GenBank genome assembly. NCBI's taxonomy places the organism in Eukaryota, Metazoa, Nematoda, Chromadorea, Rhabditida, Aphelenchoididae.
AUGUGUUACGAACUGUUGUAUGGCUGCGUUUUGUUCAUAACAGUGUUCAGCGUCUUCUUCAAUGUCCCGCUGUAUAUCUUGGUGCUUAGGGCGAUUGUGGUACAUCGAACCCGUCGUCCGUUCAACUCGCCGUUUUUCACAAUAUUCGUUGCGUUGGGCGUUGUGGAUUUGAUGUAGGUUUGCAGCCAUAAAUUCAUUUGCGGAUACAAAAUCUGUUUUUCUGAUUAUGCUUUAAGUCUGUCGGGAAAAUAAUGUCGCAUCGAAAAUCGCAUCGCCGAAGAGGAAAUGAAACAUGCCGCGGGAAAAUCCAAUUGCUUUUCACUACAGCGACGCGAUUGGCGCAGCGACAAUGUGCCCAUUAUUUUCCCGACAGAAAAUAUAAAAAUUUUUUUUGGACGGAGGGCUUUUAGGGUUAAGUAUUUCUCUAACAAACUAGAGGCUUGAAGGUUGGGAAAGCUCGAAGACGCCCGUAAAAAAGCUUGAAUCGGAGAUAUGUGGUUCUAGCAGUUAUCAUAUUUCGUUCAAUUAUCAUAUUCAACUUGGCUCAAGCUUUAACUUUUUCCAAAAAAAAUUCCAAUUUUCAGCUGUUACGCUCUCUACCUUUUCGUCAAAAAACCGACAUUCUUCAACCUGGUACCAUCCAUCUUCAGACCCUACAACACCCCAAACGUCUAUGUUCGUGCCGUCUACGUUUGGUUCUACGUGUUUGGUAGGCGACUACGGUUAAUCAAAAAACAAUUGAAAAACUUUUGGUAAUCAAAUUUGUUUCAGCCUACUUCCAAUACCAAUUAGUUUUUUUGCUGAACCUGAACCGCUUUACAUGCUUGGUUACACCAAAAUUUUAUCGAAAAGUAAGUGCGAGGGGAAUUUUAAACGGGGUUUUUAGCGUUUACAUAAAGUGCAUGGACAUUUUUUUCGCUUUGGCACAGUGCAUUUUGAACAUUUUCUCAUGCUUGUCGCUGGGGCACGGUCAAAAAAUCGUCGUUUGCACGUAGUUGAAAAUUGUUUUUGUUGCAGCGAUGUUUUGAUGCACAGGUGAAAAAAAUGGUUUUUUUUCUACGUUUGGACCGCUUCAAAUGUCCAUGCACUUUAUGAAAUUGCUACAAAGACACGUGAGGUGACAGUAUCAGUCUGUCGGGAAAAUAAUGAGCAUUCUGUCGCAUAGAAAAAGAAAAUCGCAUCGUGGCUGAGAAAAUCAAUUGUGCCGCGGCAAAAUCAAAUUGCUUUUCACUUCAGAAACACUAUAGGCAACGCGGCAUUGUGCUUGUUAUUUUCCGGACAGAAUGAUGGUAUAAAGGAUUGGCCUAAACUAAAGACCUAGCCGCAGCUUCGAGAACUUCUUUGAGUGUUUAUUUCAGUUUUGCCAGCACAAAACAACCAAAACAUGCAUAGCUCUCUGCGCAAUUUUAUCAUUCUUCCUGGCAUUCCCGGGCUUCUCUGUGACCGCCAUGAUGAGUGAGUAUACGGUGGAAUUGGGUGGGGUCACAAGGACAAUGCAUUAUGGGCCAGUGAUGACCGGCCCAAUCGCGCAAUAUUUAAGUAUGAUAUGGAAGGUGCAUGUGUAUAGCUUGAUGGUGAUCGGAACCGUCUUGUACGGCUGGAUGUUCCUUGUGACGCGGCAGGCGUCGAUGAGCAGCAUGAAGAGCUACAAGCAGAAACGACGGCCGGAAAUGCGGCUGUUCUACAUGGCACUGGGCCUUUUCACCGUCAACUCCGGGUUCGCGGUCUAUUUUUGGCUGAGGUAGGUGUCAAUUUGCAGUGUCUGCUAAGUGCAGGUUAGAUCAAUUGCGAGUUAAUUAGGGAUGUGUCGUUGGGGUAAAUGGACCGUUAGAGGUGUCAGAAUUCACGGUUAAUAACAGAGAUUUGAAAAAAGUCAUCGUAAACAUAUGAAUAGUUCCUGGUGAAGAAACAUUGUCAACAUUAAAUUCUGCUUAUAAGUACUCCAAGUGCGACGAUCAGAUUUUCUCAAAAUUUUGCAAAAACUUCUGGCAUAUGGCACGCAUAGAUUUCUGAAUGUUUGAGCUCUCACUGGACGACAGCCCAUAUAUUCAAAGAUCCUGCGGCCAGGCGGAGAGCGUUUAGAGAGAGGGAUUUUGCAUAUUCCGAUCGAAUGACCGACAAAAUGCUAUAAAAGGAAUGAAAAUCUUCCAAUAAAUCAAUGUGUGACUUAUUCUGUCUGCGUCUUUUCCCAAUGCGGUGGUUGUGCUUUUGGUCAUUAAAUAUACACUUUUGGGUCAAUAAGGUGUAUUCUAAUUGUCUACUUGUUGUACUGUACCAUAUGGCAAUGGAGAGUUGACCACUGAACUUGUCGUCCUCAGUUCCUUUCAGCCACGGCCAAUUUUUUCGUUUGUUAUUGUUUGUAUUGUCGUAUUGGGCUUGGGAUCUUAGAUAGAACCUAGACUAGUGACACUCAAUCUAAAUGUUCUAGCCCAACGCGUGUUACUGAAAAUUUUGUUAAUUUCUGCAAAGUGCGAGCUAGGAGUGUCGUAUAUGUCACAGAAAACACGGAACUUUCUCAAAGAUCUUUCUCAAAUUGUGAAAAUUUUUUGUCAAAAUCUGAGCGCCGUACAUAGAGUACCUGCCCUGUUAAUUUAGGAUUCUGUUAAUUUAGGAUUCUUGUCACACCGGUUCAAGUGAACUUUACAUUUACUAAGACAUUCCUGCGUUAUUUUCUAAUUUAGUAUGAGAAGAACGGGAAACAGUGCGGUAUUUCCUGAAAAGUUACGGUUUGACUGAUUACAUACACGGAAUAGACAUAUUGUAAACAUAACAAUUAUGACCGGUUAAACUGUUGGCUGGAAACAACUCUUCCCUGACGUUUUCGCAUAUACGUACAGGGUUGUGAAACCUUUGAACGCCAUAAUUUCAGUUCCUACAGUAGUCCCGACAACCACUGGCACGAGUGGAUAUUGUUGGUCAUGUCGGAUAUCUACGACCUCCCCAACGGCAUCAUCCUAUGGUUUACGUGCCGUGACAUACGACGGGUAAUUUGGCGUCCAAACAACUGCCGGAAGCAGUCCAGCAACAUUACCACCGUCACCCCCGUGUCCGCGUUCAAUAAUUUCAGCUCCACGUCGUAGGAAUGGCAACAAAUUUGAAGGACAACAUCAACAAUCAACGGCACAUUUUGUGACAUAUCAUUUUAAUAUUAGAAUUUUCAUAAAGUGCAUGGACAUUUGUUGCGGUCUGUACCGUGGACAAAAAACACCGCUCUAGCAUCGUGCAUUCAUUUCAUAUUUUUUUUGGUCCUUGCACUAUGCAUUUGAAGUACCGCUGCUACAUAAUUAAGUUAUAACUACGUCAAUGUAAUGAAUUUGCGCAGUACAGACGGCUAUUUUUGUAGGUCCGCACUGUGCAAAAAAUAUGAAAUAUGCGUCAGCGACAACCAUGGAAAAAAGGUUUAAAAUACACUGUGUGAUAGAAAAGAAUGUCCAUGCACUUUAUGAAAAUAUGUAUUAUCAGUCUGUCGCGGAAAUAAUGAGCACAACGCGUCCAAAAUCGCAUCGCCACCGAGACAGUGCAUUGUGUGGCAGUUCAGCGGCGCGAUCGGCGCAAAGGAUUCGGUCCGAACAGUGCACCUGACGAACUGUGCACCUGGCUGAACACCUAGGCGAACAGUACAAUUUGAAAAAGUUUCUUUGUGUACAAUCGAAAAAAAAUUGAAGGUUUUCGCUUCGGGACAGGGAAAGAGGAUUUUUUUGGGUUGUGAAAAAAGUGUGUGUUUCUGAGGCUUCAACCAUGUUAUCAUUGGCAGAUGCUGUCUCAUUUACGCUUAAGAAGUUGAAAAAUAUCGGUUAUUGCCCUUCAUCGGCAAACAUUUUUCUACAAGUUGAUAUGUUUUGCAUUUCUGAUGGUGUUUUUUUUGCCAGAAACCUCCAGUAAAAGAGAAUUUCGUUUGCCGCCGUCACCCCCUUUAUCUUUUCACAUCCCAAAAAAUUCCUUUUUCCCAGUCCCGAAGCGAAAGCCUUUCAAAUUUCGUCAAAAUUUUCUAGAGAAUCGCCCAGGUGCACUGUUCAAAAAUGCCAGGUGCACUGUUGGGGCACAACCAUCGCAGAGACAUUAAGGUCAAUAUUUUCCCGACAGCCUAAUAUGUAGUAUAAGCAUCCUUGUUGUUGUUUUUUUCAAAAACCCAGCCAACUGAUGAAUUAAGGCCCUGCGUUGGGCAAGCAUAUCACCGUGCGCCUCCAAGAAUACCCCUUCUUUUCGGGUGGGAACGUAAUUGUUAGGUACUGUUAUUUAUUUUCGCCGCUGUCGGUAGUGUCUUCUCUUACAGGUUAUCGUUCUAACAUCACUUUGUUUGAGGGAUCGGCAUUACUGAAUCCCCUUUUUACACUUUUUUCCAAGAUUUUGUAUCAUGACAUUAAAAUGAUAUUGUUGUGUAAACAUGAACUUCUUCACAUUGUACUGUCAGUUCGUUCUUUGAAAAUAAAUAAUGAGAGAGAGUUAGCUCGCGCUGUGGGAUAUUGAGCGGUAUUAAUCGAUUUUUUGGCGGUAACAUUACCCUCUACGGUAGGUAGGUAAAGUUUUUUGGAAAACAAAUUUUACUGUAUUAACCUCUCGACUUUGGGCAAUUACCAUUCCAUGGAAACGCCCAAUUUCAACACUUGUAAUUUUUAAAACGUUUUUUUGCCCCAGCAUCGUAGUUUAUAGUUUCACAAGAAAGGCGGGCUCUGAUUAUCCGCAUGAACAUUUCCGAAAGAAAGCAAAGUUCUGUUAAUUUGCAACUGGGCGGGCGAAUACAAAAAAAUUCAGGAUCUAGUACGAUUACUUGGCCGUACAAUUGAAACAGCCCGCCAAAAAAUCUCUUUAGCCUGUCGGGAAAAUAAUGAAAAUCACAUCGCCGCCGAGGAAAUGAAUUGUGUCGUGUCAAAAUCAAAUUGAUUUUAACUCCAGCGACGUGGCAAGCGCAGCGACAUUGCGCUCAUUAUUUUCCCUACAGCGUUAUAGCCAAUGUGAUCUACUUUCCCUCCAAGGAUAACCCUAGAACCGUGACUUUCACGUAGGACUUCUUUCGUGGCCAAGAAGGAACCUUUUCGCAGAAUUUUCAUUUUUUUCAGAACCGAAUCCCCUUGUUCUUGAAAACUGAAUUAGGCCGCGGAUUUACCUCUGUCUGCAAAUUAAAAUUUCAUCUCUACAGCACUUCCGCGAUGAUAUUUGAGCUCUUCGUCGCGGCGACAGUAGCGAUAACGGUGUUCAGCGUCUUCUUCAGCGCCCCUCUCUACAUUGCAGUGAUGGUUAUCAUAAUCAAAUACCGGCGAAAACCGCCGUUCAACUCCUCCUUUUACUCGAUUUUUAUCGCUUCAGGAGUGGUCGAUCUGGUGUAAGUCUUGAUAAAAAAUUGACGGCCCUCUUAGAUGUUAUUCGCUCUACGCUUUAAUCAAGAAGCCAAUCUUCUGGGGUAUAAUUUACCCUCCGUACGACGGAUUCGACAAGCCCAAUUUUGCCGCCAAGCUUUCGGCACUCGCUGUGUGGAUCUUCGGUAGGGUUAGCUUUUCGUUAAUCAGGCUUUAGCACUCCUGCAAUACGAGUACACGUGCCUUCUCACGCUCAAUCGCUUUGCCGGUAUAUGCCUUCCGGAAUUCUACUUCAAAGUAAGAUUUAACUUUUCCCUGACAAUGCAUCAAUCUGUCGUAUGAUAGAACAACAAUCGUAGAUGGGGAAAGGGGCGUUUGGACAACCGCUCCCCCAGAGAUAGGCGCAAUUUUAGAAUGAAGAUUUAUUGUCAGCACACACCGAGAGAGAAAAUGGGAUAUUUUCAGAUAAUUAGGAACAAGACGUUCCUUUUAUAUGAGUUGGUUUAUGCUAAUUUCUCUGGGAAUUGCAGAGACUUUUGAGACUCCGCAACUCAGCGACAUUGUGGGACAAUAGUGACCACAAUGUCGCUGCGCCAAUCGCUUCGCCGAACCCCUGCGUUUUAGAUCAAACCCCCAGUUACCGUCCAAAUUCUUUCUUGUGCUUCAGACAACGAUGAUCCGUUGGCUGGAGCUCCGGCAGCGACUCGGUCCGCACAGUGCACCUGGGUGAAUUAUGCACAUGGCUGAACAUUGCACCUGGGCGAAUUGUGCACCUGACAUUUUCUUUUUUUAACAGAGCACCUAGGUGAACAGUGCACGUUAAAAAAAGUUUCUUUGUGUACACCUGAACAAAAUUUGAAAUGAUUUUGACAGGGAAAACAGAAUUUUUUAUGAAUAGUUGACGAAAACAGAGAAAAGAAAAUUUUUUGUUUGUGAAAAACCAAAUAUGACAAAGGAGAUCAAUGCAAAAAUCCUCCAAAAAGGUUCUACUUUCCCAGUCCCGAAGCGAAAACAUCUCAAAUUUUGUUGAAUCGUUUACAAAACAUCUUUUUUUCAAGGUGCAAUGUUCGCCCAGGUGCAUAGUUGGCCCAGGUGCACUGCACGUUCAACUGAGGCGUCCGGUGACCGGAAUAGACUCUUCGCUAUCGGUUUUAUACACUUCGUCUUGAUUUCACAGCGAAGUCAGAGAAAAGACGCGCAAAAAACGUACCCUCUCGCCCGAAAAAAAUCCCCAUUUCUUCCGCGACUAAAAGUUUUUUCGCGUUUUUUGGCGAAUUGCCAACCUAUUCACCAGACCGUUUUAGCCUAUCUCAGUUUGACGUGCACUGUUCAAAAAUGUCCGGUGCACGGUUUGCCCAGGUGCACAAUUCGCCCGGGUGUACUGUUAGAUUCAGGUGCACUGUUCGGACUCAACACCGACAGCAUCCUCAAAAAAACGCUUACUGAUGACACACUCUUUUGGGGGUUUGUACUGGGUCAUGGGGGUCUGAACUGGACGGGGGGGGGGGGUUCGUACUACCCUAGCCCCUGGGAGCUGUCCGACUAACAGAGCGUACGUUUUUUCCGUACGCUUUUGGUCAGAGAAGCGAAAAGAUCUCGAAUUAGCGAGAGAGUCCGAGAGAAACCGCUCUUGUUGAUCCAAAACCUAGAGUAGGUCUCAAAGUUGGAGCUAUAACUUUUGAGCCGGUGGUCGCAAGUUGAUGAAACUUACAGGGCUUAUGGAGUACACAAUUAGCUUUCUAUGAAUAUGAAAAUUGUUAUUAAACAUUACAGUAUACCCACAGGAGCCUUCAUUUUACUUCAAAAAAGUAAGAAAUCCGCUUGAAAACACAAAAAAAUCCGCAGUUUUUAAAGUUGGGCUCAUAGAUCAGCUGAACCGUAUGCUAGAAUGCUCAAAUUAAAGCUGGGUGUCCUAUGAAGUACCACCUUUCAUAAUUUAAAAAGAGGGUAUAACAUUUCGACACGUAGCGGAUACUGUAACCUCGGAAAUCUUUUUAUGCACGCAUUUUCUACCGUAUCUCUCUCUCUCUUCUUCCUUCGCUUUUGUGGAAAAAGGUCGAGAAAAGGCGCCCCCAAAAAGAUUUCCGGGCUUACAGUAUCCGGUACACGUCAAAAUAUUAUGCCGUCUUUUCAAAAUAUCAAAGGCGCUACUGCAUAGAACACGUUGCGUUAAUUUCAGAAUUCUAGCUCAAUUUUCGGCUGACUUAUAAGCCCAACUUUAAGAAAUUUUGGAUUUUUUGUGUUUUUUCAGGAAAAUCAAGGCGGAUUUGGCUAUACUGUAACAUUAAAUAACAAUUUUUAUAUUUCUGCAAAGCUAAAUGGCCACUCUAUAAGUUGCUUAAAUUUCAUCAAUUUGAAGGCAACGGCUACAAAGUUACAAGCCCAAUUAUGAAGCCAUGUCGCGGAUGACCGAGCUACCGUUUUCACCAAAAAAGUCGAGAAGAAAAGCGCGGAAAAUGAUCGGAAAUGAGGUGCACAAUAAAGUUUUUGGGUUUACUGUGCCUGUUAUUGGCCAAAUUUCUUUGCCCUCUUUCCAAAAUAAUGACGACAAUUGUGUCAAGACUUGCCGUAUUUAAUUUUAGCCUUCUAGCUAAACGUCUAGCCGACUUAUGAGCCCAACUUUGAAACAAUACGGAUUUUUUGUGUUUUUGGAGUAAAAUCUAGGCGGAUUUGGGUAUACUGUAACAUUUAAUGACGAUUUUUAUAUUCACAAAAAACUAGUUGUGUGCUCUAUAUGCUCUGUAAGUUUCAUCGACUUAGGACCACCGGCUCGAAAGUUAUGGCUCCAACUUUGAGAGCUACUCUAGGUUUUGAAUCAACAAGAGCGGUUUCUCUCGGACUCUCUCGCUAAUGCGAGAUCUUUUCGCUUCUCUGACCAAAAGCGUACGUAAAAAACGUACGCUCUGUUAGUCGGACAGAUCCCUGAAGAUUUAUUGUCACCACACACCGAGAGAGAAAAUGCGAUAUUUUCAAAUAAUUAGUGACAAGGCGUUCCUUUUAUAUGAGUUGGUUUAUGCUAAUUUCUCUGGGAAUUGUGGAGACUUUUGAGGUUUCACAACAAGUCGGGAAAAUAACGGCAGAUUUUGUCGCGACACAAUUCAUCCUCUCGGCGACGAUACGACUUCCGAUACGACAUUGUGCUUAUGAUAUUUCCGACAGACUAAUAAUUUAUAACGUAAAUAUAUUCCGUUUCAGUACUGGACCCCCACAAAUAAUCGAUUUCUGAUUGGAGUUCCAAUCGUCCUUGUGUUGACGCUCCUUUACCCAUGCAUUCACGCCGACUUUGCUGUAACAGAAUACGAGAUUUUCUUCGAAGGGACGUUCCGAACAUUACACGGGGGUCCGACAACCAUAACUUCUUCGGUUAGUCAAUAUUUCUUCCGUAUUUGGGCCAUGCAUGUCUACACGUUAAUGUUCGGAGGAGUGUUGUUAUAUACUAUGAUGUACGUCAAAGCAAGGGAGUGGUACAAAGCGGGUCCGCAAGCGACGAAACACCGGCUGGAGCUGAGGAUGCUGAAGCAAGGAGCAAUGUUGUUCGUUUUGAACGUCUGUUUCUGUGCCGUCUUCUUCAUCAGGUACGUAACAACUUUGUAAGCGGAAAAUACGAUUCAGGGGCUACCUAUCCGAAGCAAACACACAUUUGUACGAGUAUGUACUGUUCAUUUUGGCCGACAUCUACGACUUGUCAAGCGGUAUAAUUCUGUUUCUAACUUCCACCGAUAUCAGACGACGGAUGCGAAGGAUCCGAACAGCAGGGAUCUCGUUUGCUGUCCCUUUAAAGACACGGAGUAGCGCAUUGGGAGCUGAUUUAACAUCUGGCCACUCUUCAUGA